Molecule: messenger RNA, 2262 nt
Organism: Cotesia congregata
Lineage: Eukaryota; Metazoa; Arthropoda; Insecta; Hymenoptera; Braconidae
Source: the annotation of a GenBank genome assembly
AUGACCAACACAGGAUUUUUAUUUUCACUGUUGUUAAUUUUUGUUGUCAUUGUUGUCGCUAUUUUAUACAGUAUCAUUUGGGCAAUUGUCAGUUUUGUUCUUUUCAACAUUGGCCGCUUUUGGGGUGAAGAAAUUUUAGAACGUAUUAUUAUCUUGCUGAAAUUGGAUAAAAAGUUUAGCAGUAACAAAUUUAACAGCAAUAAAACAUGCAAAGUGUGUCGUGGUGAUAAUUGUAAAAGACACAAGCCGUCUGUUAACAAUAGUCAUGUCAAAAUUCCAAAGGAUUUGGACUCUGCGCUCCAAAAUCUACUGGAAAAAGUUUUACAGACUUACGUGUGUACCUGGUACUCAGAUUUCUCAUCAAAUGAGGCAUUUCUCCAGCAACUGCGCCUGACAACAACAAUCGCCAUCAGGAACAUAAUCAGCCGGCUCCUCAAUACUCAAGUGUCCGAGUUAAUUUUCAACAACCUAAUUCCCAUCGCGCUCCAGCAUGCCCAAGACUGGCGUGUCAUGUCAGAGUGCGCUAAAAAAAAAGGCGGUAAGCCUGAAGACUAUGCUCGUGAUUACUUAGGACAUAGAAUACACCCGGCGGCUUACUCGCGUGAUGAAGAAUUGAGUUAUCUCAGAGGUUUAGUUUCUGGAUUAUUGCCUUAUUUAUUACCCAGUACUUAUAUUUCAACAAAUAACAAGGUUUUAUUGCGAGAGAUUCUGGCAAACUGGGUCCUGCUGCCUGCAAUAGACGCACUAGCAGAUCCGGACAAUAUAAACUUCCUGGUGAAACUGGGAACCUCUUACGAAGUACUUCUGCCAGGAGAAAUUGAUUCUGUAAACGUGCCAGUUCUUCAGACGUGGAUUACUCCUGUUAUUGCUAUUGAAACUUCUAACGAUCCGCUGAAACCUUCUUUGGAUCAAGUGCUCAAUGAUCCGCAGCUUCUUUAUUUAUUUAUGCAACAUAUCAAGGAAACUGGACCUAUGACGGAAGAAAUAGAAGAAAAUUUAUACCUCGACGCUCAGAACAUAUACUCAACAUACUUGGACCCAACUGGGAGCGAGUACAUCCACUUGCCUUGGCACAUAACUCAAGGGCUGCAGCAAAUACUGGAAGGCGGGCCAAGUAAAAUACAAGAGCUGCGAACCUCUCGGCCACUGUACCAAGCGCAUCAGGAAGCUCACGCCCUGCUGGAGGCUAUUUGUCUCCCGUCGUUCCACCACAGUUACGAGCUCUACAAGCUGCUCUGUGGAUCUCCGAUCGCAAAUUUGACAUCAAAGUCGUCCUCGCAGACGAGCUUGUCCGGGGCCAGCGGAGUGGGUCAAAAGUUGAGCUACCAGCUCGGAAAAAUCCGAGGAGCUCUCCGCGCAUCGACAGUCGACGGCGCGACAUUCGAGACUCCGGACGUUUUCCAUGCCGAAGAGGUCGACUGUGCACCGCGUACUUACCAGGACGACUCGGCUCUGUACAUCGACAAGGCCAGUGAUAGAGACUUGACCACUUGGAGGGUCACCGUGCCGCAUGUUGAUGGCAAUGGCAGCCACCCGCUUUAUAUGAUCGAGAUCCACAGCUCAGCUGACAACAAACCCUGGAGUGUUUUGCGCAGGGACCAAGAUUUUCACACUCUAAGGUCAAGGUUGCUGGAGUUUCAUGGAGACCGCGAGAUGAAUGACUCUCCGCUGCCCACUCGCAAAAAUCAGUACGUAUCUUUGGCUGCUAAUCGCCAGCGCUACGAAGAUUUUCUUCAGAAAUUACUCGCCAAGCCGACUCUACGUAGCAGCGAACUGCUGUAUAUUUUUCUUACUGUACCUAAUUUUAAGCCUUACUUUAAUAAUUACUCUACGCCGGACAUUGGUGUGCUCUAUCAGAAUGUAGCUCAUAAAUUAAGGAAAGAAAAGGGACAAAAUUUGGAUAAAUUUAUGAAUGUUUUUUUGGCUUCGACGGUUGUUGAAACCGAGCAGGUUAAUUUGGGCAUCGAUCCGAUUAAUGAUAAUAAUUUUGGGGAGCCUACUACUAAAGGAAAGGAUUUAUUGGCAGGGCCUUUUGAGAAUAAUUUAAAUAUUAGUGAUGUUGAUCAACAAAAUUUGCCGUUUAUCGUACCUAAAAAACAUCAUCUUGCUAAAUGUAUCAUCUUCUAUAUCAACCUGCGUCUGGCUGGCAGCUUCGCUAUUGCACUUAAAUUUAGACCCAUUCUGCAGCAAAUAUUUGGACAAAACACUAGCAAAAUUACUGAGCGGCGGCAGAGCGGCGAUGGUUAUCAAAUUGCUGCAUAA